This is a messenger RNA of Condylura cristata (star-nosed mole), 1956 nucleotides long. It is a transcript of the gene FAM227A, whose product is annotated as family with sequence similarity 227, member A. Lineage: Eukaryota; Metazoa; Chordata; Mammalia; Eulipotyphla; Talpidae. Bases 213 to 1946 code for a protein of 577 amino acids. The transcript has 16 exons. The record is from RefSeq and is a predicted model, not a curated record.
CACCUCAUUUCAUUGAAAAGGAGAGAAUUCCUUGACCUAGAGCCAGAAUCUGUACUGUCUGGUCCAGCGCGGUGGGGUAGAGACAUAAUACGGCCCGCACAGAAAACGGGGAAUCUUCUGGCGGCCAGGUUUCCAAAGUAAAUAAAGGAGGCUGGUUGAACAGAACAAGAUCCGAACGGGAAGUGAGAGGCUCUUGGUGGUGGAAGCUCGCCAUGCCCACAGGAGCCGGGAUGAUGGGAUGCCGCAGGAAGCUGGAGAGCAUCAACCUCAACGCCUUGCCGCUGGUGGCCGUGGAGGAGCACCUGGCCGUCUCGCCCACUGCGCGGGAUGAGAUGAAGAGAGCCGUGAGGAAGAUUCUGAGAGACAACCCACCCUCGUGCCUCAUAGGCCCCAUACACCUGGUGAAUCGAAGGAUUGCUGAAAUAGGGCUGAGCCCCAGCCCGUGGAUGGACAGCCUGGCAACUGAGAAAGAUGAGCUGGAGAAGAAGGCUUUACGAGAGAAAAGUCGCAUCAGCCUGGGAGACAGAGACAAGAGUCAAAGGGAGAAGGAGUCCCUCUGCAGAAGGGCAGAAUUCAGGGGUGUGAGAGUGUCCAUUCCUAAGCGGAAAAUAACAGAUAAAAAUCUCCUGGCAGAGUUGUACCAGAGCCCACAAUUUAACAGCGCUGGGCCGAACCAGCUCCCCAACGGGGUGGACUUCUGCGACAUGGUGGGCAACGUGAUCCUGGCCGAGAGGAACCCCAUGAGCGGUGUGUCUUUCUGUUCAGAAAGAGAAUUAGAGAAGUUCCUGUCUUCUCCGUCCCCAAAGGCCAUAUGGCUGGACAGCUUCUGGUGGAUCUUUCAUGAGAGGUACCAGCCUAACAAAGAAGCUCAGAAUAAACUGUUUGACCGGAUAGCACAACACUACGCCUUUCUUCUGUCUUGUGACACAAGAUCCCAGUAUGAAGAGGCAAUCUUAAAAAGGCUGCCGUCACUUCUGAGCAAAGCCCUGUACACCAGCUUCUGCUGCUGCUUCCCGCAGUCCUGGUUCAACUCGCACGAAUUCAAGUCUGCCAUCUGCGACACCAUGAGCCUGUGGUUCUCAGGUAUAUAUCCUCGCCCGCAGAGCUAUGAUAAGUGGGACUAUUCGAAACUGGAUCCAGAGAGAUUCCGGAGGGAAGAAUUAAUCUCCCAGAGAAGAAGAAUGAUAAAGGGAAAAGAACUUUCUGCCUUCUCUUUUAAGAGAAUCUCCUCCCAGAAGUCGCCCUGGAAUGGGAAAGCCCAGUUUCCUCAGACAUCCAGUGUCAAUUCAACCAAUGAGAGUGUCAGCUGCACCAAGAAGACGCUAGAAGACGGCUCCCAGGGUGCCUCCAGAGACAAUCCAACUCAGACUCUGGUCUUAAGGAAAGCCACACAGCAAGUCAAGAAGAUAACAGAGGCGCGGAUGAACGAGCUCCUUUUUCAUAAGCAGUCUCACCCUAUCUGCAAAAGCCCUGCGAUGAACUCCAACCUCUUCAACAUCUAUGGGAAGAGCCCUCUGAUCGUGCACUUCCUGCAGAACUAUGCCAGCCUGCAGCACCAGGGCCAAGACGUUCUGGUACGCAGACUGGAGAAGCCCAAGACGGCGCCAUAUCCUCCCCGGUACACGGAUAUCAUCAGCCUGACCCUGGGCAACAUGAAGAGGCGCAGUCUCAAACUGCACCAGCUGAACCAGCUUCACUGGCAAGAGUGGCGCUAUUUUGAUCAGUACCUGAAGGAGCUGCAGGACAACUUCCACAGGGAGGUGAAGAAUGUUGAUCAAAGGCAAGCAUAUAAGAAAAAAGCAAACAACAUGUUCAUCCCAUCUUUGAAGACCCCUGAGGAAUCUCCUGACAAGAAAUCUAAAAGAAAUCCCAUUGAGGGACCUCUUGGCAAGAAAGCUAAAGGGAACUACCAGAGAGAAGUUGACUUUCUUUCAAGGUAUAUUUGAACAGUUUAUG